AUGCCAAACCCUUCGCAACUCCUCCUCCUUGCCGACCACAUCAAACUCUCCCUGCUCGAACGGCAACGAGCCAUCUCCCUCGACCUCGAACCCAACAGCCAAGAUGGCGAGAUCUCACGCUCCCUCGACUCCUUAAAAGAGGGCAUCGAUGGCGUGGAAGCAGAAUGCGCCCGACUCGAAGAAUCCAACGACGGCAGCGCCGCCGAUAUGAGAGACCAGCUCGGCCACCUACACUCCCAAUACCGAGACCUGUCAUCCCAAUUCCACGGCCUGGAUGCUGCAGCAGACGAUCCCGUCGAGUUCACCAACAUCCAGAAAUCCUCGCCGGACUUGAAACAGCCCGUCCCGCAGCACCCAUCUUCUAAAUCCGUCCGGUUCAUGGAUUCCGCAGCCGAAGAGGACGAUCUCAACCGUCGCAACUUGUUCCAGCCGUACCGCGACUCGCCCUCCCCACAGGGCGUGGAUACCUCCGACAUGUCCAACCAGCAGGUCUACGACCAUCAUGAACAAAUCAUGCGCGACCAAGAUGAGCACCUCGACCGACUGGGCGAGUCGAUUGGCCGACAGCACCAGCUCAGUAUCCAAAUUGGGGACGAACUCGAGGGCCAUGUUGCGUUGUUGGAUGAUAUGGAUGGUCAUGUGGAUAGACAUCAGGGUCGGUUAGACAAUGCGAGACGGCGACUGGAUCGAGUCCGACGAAGUGCGGGCGAUAACUGGAGUAUGAUGACAAUCAUUGGAUUGAUCAUCAUCUUGGUCAUUUUGAUCGUCCUUUUGAAAUGA
Molecule: messenger RNA, 780 nt
Organism: Aspergillus sclerotioniger CBS 115572
Lineage: Eukaryota; Fungi; Ascomycota; Eurotiomycetes; Eurotiales; Aspergillaceae
Product: syntaxin family protein
Exons: 1
Coding region: 1-780 (259 amino acids)
Biological process (GO): vesicle fusion; intracellular protein transport
Cellular component (GO): SNARE complex; endomembrane system
Molecular function (GO): SNAP receptor activity; SNARE binding
Source: RefSeq, a predicted model, not a curated record